This is a messenger RNA of Oreochromis niloticus (Nile tilapia), 3225 nucleotides long. RefSeq names its product NLR family CARD domain-containing protein 3. NCBI's taxonomy places the organism in Eukaryota, Metazoa, Chordata, Actinopteri, Cichliformes, Cichlidae. The annotation marks the transcript as partial. Gene Ontology annotation, molecular function: protein binding. The transcript has 9 exons. The record is from RefSeq and is a predicted model, not a curated record.
GAGAGCCAGACCAAAGCUCAGAGGAACCCACCUGGACCUCCACCCAGCUGUGUGUCCUUAAAGAGUGACUGGUCUAAAAGUAUCCUUGAUAAUUUUAAAGUCCAGCCUCUGUCUGCUGCAGAGAGGGUGGACCAGGAGAGCUCAGAAGUUCCCAUUGAUCAGUCUGCCCAGCAGCAUCAAACACACCUGGACUCCAUAUUUAUGAUACUGGAGGACAAAAUUAUUACUUUUGUGAAGAGUGAGCUGAAGAAGAUCCAGAAAGAUCUGAGUCAGGAUGAUCUGGAAUGCCUUAAGAGUCAAUGCAAGGAUGAGGAUGUAUUAGUGUGUGAGGAUGAAGAACAGAAUAAGAGCAACAGAGAAGCAUUUGUGAAGAUCACACUGGCCUUCCUGAAGAGAAUGAAGCAAAAGAAGUUGGCAGAGCAUUUGGAGAGCAGUGAGAAUAUUUCUAUAUAUACAUGGUAUCACCAUGAACUUAAAUCUACCCUGAAGAAGAAGUUCCAGUGUGUGUUUGAGGGGAUCGCUAAAGCAGGAAACCCAACCCUUCUGAAUCAGAUCUACACAGAGCUCUACAUCACAGAGGGAAGGACUGCAGACAUCAAUGAUGAACAUGAGGUCAGACGGAUUGAAACAGCAUCCAGGAAACAAGACAGACCAGAAACAACAAUCGGACAAGAAGACAUCUUUAAAACACCACCUAAAAGAGAUGAACCAAUCAGAACAGUGCUGACAAAGGGAGUGGCUGGCAUUGGGAAAACAGUCUUAACACAGAAAUACACCCUGGACUGGGCUGAAGACAAAGCCAACCAAGACAUCCAGUUCAUAUUUCCAUUCACUUUCAGAGAGCUGAAUGUGCUGGAAAAGGAAAAGUUCAGCUUGGUAGAACUUGUUCAUCACUUCUUUACUGAAACCAAAGAAGCAGGAAUCUGCAGCUUUGAAGACUUCCAGGUUGUGUUCAUCUUUGAUGGUCUGGAUGAGUGUCGACUUCCUCUGGACUUCCACAAAACUACAAUCCUAACUGACCCUAGAAAGUCGACCUCAGUUGAUGUGCUGCUGAUAAACCUCAUCAGGGGGAAACUGCUUCCCUCUGCUCACCUCUGGAUAACCACACGACCUGCAGCAGCCAAUCAGAUUCCUUCUGACUGUCUCGAUAUGGUGACAGAAAUCAGAGGAUUCACUGACCCACAGAAGGAGGAGUACUUCAGGAAGAGAUUCAGAGAUAAGAAGCAGGCCAGCAGGAUCAUCUCCCACAUCAAGACAUCACGAAGCCUCCACAUCAUGUGCCACAUCCCAGUCUUCUGUUGGAUCACUGCUACAGUUCUGGAAGACGUGCUGGAAACCAGAGAGAGAGGACAGCUGCCCAAGACCCUGACUGAGAUGUACAUCCACUUCCUGGUGGUUCAGGCCAAAGUGAAGAAGGUCAAGUAUGAUGAAGGUGCUGUAACAGAUCCACACUGGAGUCCAGAGAGCAGGAAGAUGAUUGAGUCUCUGGGAAAACUGGCUUUUGAUCAGCUGCAGAAAGGAAACCUGAUCUUCUAUGAAUCAGACCUGACAGAGUGUGGCAUCGAUAUCAGAGCAGCCUCAGUGUACUCAGGAGUGUUCACACAGAUCUUUAAAGAGGAGAGAGGACUGUACCAGGACAAGGUGUUCUGCUUCAUCCAUCUGAGUGUUCAGGAGUUUCUGGCUGCUCUUCAUGUGCAUCUGACCUUCAUCAACUCUGGACUCAAUCUGCUGGAAGAACAACAAACAACCUUCAAGAACUCUGACACAAGAGAAUUGUGUGGAAAACCAGAAUCACAAAAAAAAGUUAAAUCUGCAGAGAAACACUUCUACCAGAGUGCUGUGAACAAGGCCUUACAGAGUCCAAAUGGACACCUGGACCUGUUCCUCCGCUUCCUCCUGGGUCUGUCACUGCAGACCAAUCAGACACUCCUACGAGGCCUGCUGACACAGACAGGAAGUAGCUCACAGACCAAUCAGGAAACAGUCCAGUACAUCAAGGAGGAACUCAGUGAACAAAACCUGUCUGCAGAGAAAAGCAUCAAUCUGUUCCACUGUCUGAAUGAACUGAAUGAUUGUUCUCUGAUGGAGGAGAUCCAACAAUCCCUGAGAUCAGGAAGUCUCUCCACAGAUAAACUGUCUCCUGCUCAGUGGUCAGCUCUGAUCUUCAUCUUACUGUCAUCAGAAAAAGAUCUGGAUGUGUUUGACCUGAAGAAAUACUCUGCUUCAGAGCAGGCUCUUCUGAGGCUGCUGCCAGUGGUCAAAGCAUCCAACAAAGCUCUACUGUCUGCCUGUAACCUCUCCGAGAGUAGCUGUCAAGCUCUGUCUUCAGUUCUCAGCUCGCAGUCCUCUAGUCUUGGAGAACUGGACCUGAGUAACAAUGACCUGCAAGACUCAGGAGUAAAGCUUCUGUCUGCUGGAUUGAAGAGUCCAAACUGUACACUGGAAACUCUCAGUCUUUCUGGCUGUCUCAUCACAGAGGAAGGCUUUACUUCUCUGGCCUCAGCUCUGAGCUCCAACCCCUCCCAUCUGAGAGAGCUGGACCUGAGCUACAAUCAUCCAGGAGAGUCCGGAAUGAAGCUGCUGUCGGCUGGACUGAAGGAUCAACGCUGGAGUCUGGACACUCUCAGGUUGGAGCCUGCUGGAGUCCAAUGGUUGAGACCAGGUCUGAGGAAGUAUUCCUGUCAACUCACAAUCGACACAAACACAGUACACAAAAACCUCCAACUGUCUGACAACAACAGGAAGGUGACACAUGUGAAUGAGGUUCAGUCAUAUCCUGAUCAUCCAGACAGAUUUGGUUGUUUUGAUGCUCAGCUGCUGUGUAGAAAUGGUCUGACUGGUCGCUGUUACUGGGAGGUUGAGUGGAGAGGAAGGGUUGAUAUUUCAGUGAGUUACAGAAGAAUCAAAAGGAAAGGAAACAGUUAUGACUGUAUGUUUGGACACAAUGAUCAGUCAUGGAGUCUUUACUGCUCUCAUGAUGGUCCUCAUUCUGCCUGUCACAAUAAGAGAUCAACACCAAUCUCCUCCUCCUCCUCCUCCUCCUCCUCCUCCUCCUCCGUCUCUAACAGAGCAGCAGUGUAUGUGGACUGUCCUGCUGGCACUCUGUCCUUCUACAGAGUCUCCUCUGACACUCUGAUCCACCUCCACACCUUCAACACCACAUUCACUGAAACUCUUUAUCCUGGAUUAAAAUUAGGUUUUGGCUCCUCAGUGUCCCUGUGCUGA